AUGCUCUUCUCAACACUAUCAGCCCUCGUCCUUGCGGCGACGGCCUCUGCGCACAUUGUCAUCUCCUACCCGGGCUGGCGCGGCAACAACCUCAUCACCAACGAGACAUUUCCCUAUGGAAUGCAAUGGAGCUACCCAUGCGGCGGCAUGGGCGUCACCAAGAACAGGACCUACUGGCCGACAUCAGGCGGCACCGUAGCCUUCCAACCCGGCUGGUUCCAGGGCCACGCCUCGGCCUUCAUGUACGUCAACAUGGGCUUCGGCACCGACGGCCCCGACGGCGGACCGGCCAACAUGUCCAACCCCAUGGUCCCCGUCUUCCAGAUCCUCGGCCCCAGCAAGAACCCGUUCCCGGGCACCGUCUGCCUCACCCAGAUCCCGCUGCCCGUGAACACGACGGUAAAGCCCGGCGACCACGCGACGAUCCAAAUCGUCGAGCUCGCAAUGCACGGCGCCGCUCUGUACUCUUGCGUCGACAUUGAAUUCGCCGAGCCAGGAGACCCCAAGAUCGAAAAGGUGAACGAGACAAACUGCUUCAACUCGGUCGACAUCGGCAUGGCGGACGUCUACACCAUCACCACCCGCGCAUCCGGCCAGACCAUCGAGCAGGCGGCGGCGACCUCGGACGCCGAGCAGACCGUCACGUUCUGGUACGCGGGCAAGCGGCCGCAGUCCGCCUGGGCCGUGUUCAGCUGGGUUCCUUUCGUCCUCGGAGGACUCUGGAUCAUGCUGUGA
Messenger RNA from Colletotrichum truncatum, 735 nucleotides. Lineage: Eukaryota; Fungi; Ascomycota; Sordariomycetes; Glomerellales; Glomerellaceae. The record is from RefSeq and is a predicted model, not a curated record.